UCAUCCGCCUAUAAAUACACCUCUACCCCCUCAUUCUCAUUCUUGAUGCAACGCGUUUCGUUCUCGAUCUAGAGACCGAGCGAUCCUCUCUAUAUUUCAACUUUUCAUAACCCUAAUUUGUUCAAGAAUUUCACCGAUCUGAGUAUACUGCAACAAUCAUGGAUAUACGCUUCCCGUACUCUCCGGCCGAAGUUGCAAAAGUCCGAGUGGUUCAGUUCGGCAUCCUCAGUCCCGAUGAAAUCAGGCAAAUGUCAGUUGUGCAUAUAGAGCAUGGUGAAACGACUGAGCGGGGGAAACCAAAGGUAGCAGGACUUAGUGAUCCUAGGCUUGGGACUAUUGAUAGAAAGCUGAAAUGUGAGACGUGUACGGCUAAUAUGGCUGAGUGCCCUGGUCAUUUUGGGCAUCUUGAGCUUGCCAAACCUAUGUUUCAUAUUGGAUUUAUGAAGACUGUACUCAGUAUAAUGCGUUGCGUGUGCUUCAAUUGCUCAAAGAUCCUUGCGGACGAGGAGGAUCAUAAAUUCAAGCAGGCUCAAAAGAUAAGAAACCCAAAAAAUAGGCUUAAGAAGAUAUUAGACGCAUGCAAGAGCAAAACUAAAUGUGACGGUGGUGAUGAGAUUGAUUCCCAAAACCAGGACGGUGAUGAGCCAGUUAAAAAGAGUCGAGGGGGUUGUGGGGCUCAGCAGCCCAAGAUUACUAUUGAAGGUAUGAAAAUGGUUGCAGAAUACAAGCUUCAGAAGAAGAAAAAUGAUGACACUGAACAGCUUCCUGAGCCGGCUGAAAGAAAACAGCAACUUUCUGCAGAAAGAGUUCUAAGUGUAUUGAAGCGAAUAAGUGACGAAGACUGCAUGUUGCUGGGCUUGAACCCUAAAUACGCUCGUCCCGAUUGGAUGAUACUGCAGGUCCUUCCAAUACCACCACCUCCAGUAAGACCAUCUGUGAUGAUGGACACUUCAGCUCGGAGUGAGGACGAUUUAACUCAUCAGCUGGCUAUGAUAAUCAGACACAAUGAGAACCUAAGGAGGCAAGAGAGGAAUGGAGCUCCUGCUCACAUUAUCUCUGAAUUUGCCCAAUUACUGCAGUUUCAUGUUGCUACAUAUUUCGACAAUGAGCUUCCGGGUCAGCCAAGGGCUACACAGCGGUCAGGUCGUCCUAUUAAAUCAAUAUGCAGUAGGCUCAAGGCAAAGGAGGGUCGAAUCAGAGGCAACCUGAUGGGGAAGCGUGUUGAUUUUUCAGCACGUACGGUUAUCACUCCAGAUCCAACCAUCAACAUUGAUCAACUGGGGGUACCGUGGAGUAUUGCUCUUAAUCUUACAUAUCCUGAGACAGUCACUCCUUAUAACAUCGAAAGGUUGAAGGAGCUUGUUGAGUACGGUCCCCAUCCCCCUCCUGGUAAAACCGGAGCUAAGUAUAUUAUCAGGGAAGAUGGUCAAAGGCUUGAUCUUCGUUACUUGAAGAAAAGCAGUGAUCAUCAUCUGGAGUUUGGAUACAAGGUGGAGCGACACUUGAAUGAUGGAGAUUUUGUUCUUUUUAAUCGACAACCGAGUUUGCAUAAGAUGUCUAUAAUGGGGCAUAGGAUCAAGAUCAUGCCUUAUUCCACCUUCCGGUUGAAUUUAUCAGUCACGUCACCAUAUAAUGCUGAUUUCGAUGGAGAUGAAAUGAACAUGCACGUACCUCAGUCAUUUGAAACAAGAGCAGAGGUUCUGGAGUUGAUGAUGGUACCUAAAUGCAUUGUCUCGCCUCAAGCAAAUCGGCCAGUUAUGGGUAUUGUGCAGGAUACACUGUUAGGUUGCCGGAAAGUCACCAAGAGAGAUACAUUCAUUGAGAAGGAUGUUUUUAUGAACAUAUUGAUGUGGUGGGAAGAUUUUGAUGGGAAAGUACCAACACCUACCAUUUUGAAACCUAGACCCUUAUGGACAGGAAAACAGGUGUUCAAUCUCAUUAUUCCAAAGCAGAUUAACCUCAUUAGAACGUCGGCUUGGCAUUCGGAAACUGAAACUGGGCACUUAACACCCGGUGACACUCAAGUUCGAAUAGAGAAGGGAGAGGUUAUCACUGGUACUCUUUGUAAAAAAACUCUUGGAGCAUCCACAGGAAGUCUUAUACAUGUCAUCUGGGAGGAGGUUGGUCCAGAUGCUGCUCGUAAAUUUCUUGGGCAUACCCAAUGGCUUGUUAACUACUGGCUUUUGCAACAAGGGUUUAGUAUUGGUAUUGGAGACACAAUUGCUGACGCAUCCACCAUGGAAACGAUCAAUGAAACUAUUUCCAAAGCCAAGAAUGAAGUGAAAGAACUUAUUAGGGCUGCUCAAGAUAAACAGUUGGAAGCAGAGCCUGGUCGGACAAUGAUGGAGUCAUUCGAAAACAGAGUCAACCAGGUGCUGAACAAGGCUCGUGAUGACGCAGGAAGCAGUGCCCAGAAAAGUUUAUCUGAAAGCAACAAUCUAAAGGCUAUGGUCACAGCAGGUUCUAAAGGAAGUUUCAUCAAUAUAUCACAAAUGACUGCUUGUGUCGGACAGCAGAAUGUGGAGGGUAAGCGAAUUCCGUACGGAUUCAUAGAUCGAACGCUUCCUCAUUUCACAAAGGACGAUUACGGACCUGAAAGUCGUGGGUUUGUGGAGAACUCUUACCUACGAGGGUUGACACCACAGGAGUUCUUUUUUCAUGCCAUGGGUGGUAGAGAAGGGUUGAUCGAUACUGCCGUGAAAACAUCUGAAACUGGUUAUAUUCAGAGACGACUGGUAAAGGCUAUGGAAGAUAUCAUGGUGAAGUAUGAUGGUACAGUCAGAAACUCCCUUGGGGAUGUUAUCCAGUUUUUGUAUGGGGAAGACGGUAUGGAUGCAGUUUGGAUCGAGAGUCAGAAACUUGAUUCUUUAAAGAUCAAAAAGAAGGAGUUUGAUCGGCUUUAUAAAUACGAGAUCGAUGACCAGAACUGGAAUCCCAGUUACAUGUUGCCGGAGCAUGUUGAGGAUCUGAAAACUAUCCGUGAGUUCCGGAACGUGUUUGAUGCCGAAGUACAAAAACUCGAAGCUGAUCGAGUCCAGCUCGGAACUGAGAUUGCAACAACAGGUGACAACUCAUGGCCAAUGCCCGUGAAUCUUAAACGUCUUAUUUGGAAUGCACAGAAGACAUUUAAGGUGGAUUUGAGGCGGCCUUCAGAUAUGCACCCAAUGGAAAUCGUGGAGGCUGUUGAUAAGCUUCAAGAGAGGCUGCGGGUUGUUCCUGGUGAUGAUUUGUUGAGCAUCGAGGCUCAAAAGAAUGCAACUCUGUUCUUCAACAUUCUUCUUCGUAGCACAUUUGCUAGUAAGAGGGUGUUGAGCGAGUACAGGCUUACUCGUGAGGCGUUUGAGUGGGUUAUUGGUGAGAUAGAGUCGAGGUUUUUACAGUCUCUUGUUGCACCCGGAGAAAUGAUUGGAUGUGUUGCUGCACAGUCCAUUGGUGAGCCAGCCACACAAAUGACCCUAAACACUUUCCAUUAUGCUGGUGUGAGUGCCAAGAAUGUCACCCUCGGUGUUCCUCGUUUGAGAGAGAUUAUUAACGUUGCUAAAAAGAUCAAAACCCCUUCGUUGUCCGUGUAUUUGAAGCCUGAUGUCAGCAAGACAAAGGAUAGGGCCAAGAAUGUUCAGUGUGCUCUUGAGUACACGACACUACGCAGUGUGACUCAAGCUACUGAAGUAUGGUAUGACCCGGAUCCCAUGAGCACAAUUAUAGAAGAGGAUGUUGAUUUUGUGAAAUCGUACUAUGAAAUGCCGGAUGAAGAAAUCGACCCUGAUAAGAUAUCUCCUUGGCUGCUCCGUAUCGAGUUGAAUCGGGAGAUGAUGGUUGAUAAGAAGUUGAGCAUGGCAGAUAUUGCUGAGAAGAUUAAUCUCGAGUUUGAUGAUGAUUUAACCUGUAUAUUCAAUGAUGACAAUGCUGAGAAGUUGAUUCUGCGAAUACGCAUCAUGAAUGAUGAAGCUCCCAAAGGCGAGUUGCAAGACGAAUCUGCUGAAGAUGAUGUCUUCCUCAAGAAAAUCGAAAGUAAUAUGCUGACAGAAAUGGCCCUACGCGGUAUUCCUGACAUCAACAAGGUGUUCAUUAAAUCAGGAAAAGUUAACAAAUUCGACGAGAAUGAAGGAUUCAAGCCAGAAGUUGAAUGGAUGCUUGAUACCGAAGGUGUAAAUCUGUUGGCUGUUAUGUGUCAUGAGGAUGUUGAUGCCUUGAGAUCAACUAGUAAUCAUUUGAUUGAGGUGAUUGAAGUCCUUGGGAUUGAAGCUGUUAGGCGGUCUUUACUGGAUGAGCUUCGAGUGGUGAUCUCCUUUGACGGGUCGUAUGUAAAUUACAGGCAUUUGGCUAUAUUAUGUGAUACUAUGACAUAUCGUGGUCACCUUAUGGCUAUCACACGUCACGGCAUCAAUCGGAAUGAUACCGGGCCAAUGAUGAGGUGUUCAUUUGAAGAAACAGUCGACAUUCUCCUCGAUGCUGCUGUGUAUGCAGAAACUGAUUACCUUCGCGGAGUUACCGAGAAUAUAAUGUUGGGCCAGCUUGCUCCUAUAGGAACGGGAGAUUGUGCUCUGUUAUUAAACGAGCAGAUGCUACAACAAGCUAUUGAUGUUCAGCUCCCUAGCUAUAUGGACGGUCUCGACAUCGGAAUGACACCUGGCCGCUCCCCAAUCACUCCUUAUCACGAUGGAAUGAUGUCGCCGACUAAUUAUCUUCUGAGCCCGAAUCUAAGAUUGUCACCGUUUAACGAUGCACAGUUUUCACCUUAUGUUGGCGGGAUGGGCUUUUCUCCGGCUUCUUCACCUGGAUACAGUCCCUCUUCUCCAGGUUACAGCCCUUCGUCUCCUGGCUAUAGCCCUACAUCACCUGGCUAUAGCCCUACUUCACCCGGUUAUAGCCCUACAUCACCUGGUUAUAGUCCCACUUCACCAACGUAUAGUCCAAGUUCCCCUGGCUAUAGUCCAACCAGUCCUACGUACUCCCCGACUUCUCCCAGCUAUUCUCCCACCUCACCUAGCUACUCCCCCACAUCUCCCAGUUACUCACCCACGUCACCUAGUUAUAGCCCCACAUCACCUAGUUACAGCCCUACGUCUCCUGCCUACAGCCCGACAUCCCCAGCAUACAGCCCGACAUCCCCAGCGUACAGCCCGACCUCCCCAUCCUACAGCCCCACUUCACCAUCCUACAGCCCUACCUCCCCAUCAUACAGCCCCACCUCUCCAUCCUACAGCCCUACCUCUCCAUCCUACAGCCCCACCUCACCUGCUUACAGCCCGACUUCUCCUGGCUACAGUCCAACUUCGCCUAGCUACAGCCCAACUUCACCAAGCUACAGCCCAACCUCACCAAGUUACAAUCCGUCAUCUGCCAAGUACAGCCCCUCUCUUGCUUAUUCCCCUAGCAGUCCGAGGCUGUCACCUUCAAGUCCAUAUAGCCCGACGUCACCUAGCUACAGCCCAACAUCGCCAUCAUACUCUCCAACAUCUCCAUCUUACUCGCCGUCAAGCCCUACUUACAGUCCCAGCAGUCCUUAUAACUCUGGUGUGGGCCCUGACUACAGCCCAAGCUCACCACAAUACAGUCCAAGUGCUGGGUACUCGCCAAGUGCACCUGGGUAUUCGCCAUCAUCAACGAGUCAUGAUGGGUCGAGGUCGUAGGGUGAAGUUGUAACAGUCCAUUCAGUUUUUACAUGAUGGUGUACGCUAUGGUUUUGGGAGAACUCUAGACUUUUAACUUGUUUGGUAUAAAAGUAAGACCAGACUAUUGUUGUUUCUCUGUAUGAAAGAGUCGAAUUAUAUCAUGUUGGUUAAGACUUAUUAAAUCAAAUCAUAUAUGUUUUGUAAAAUAAUGGUUAGAGGACUCUAUUUGUCUUUAUAACAUAUUUUUUUUAACAAAA
Molecule: messenger RNA, 5872 nt
Organism: Helianthus annuus (common sunflower)
Lineage: Eukaryota; Viridiplantae; Streptophyta; Magnoliopsida; Asterales; Asteraceae
Product: DNA-directed RNA polymerase II subunit RPB1
Exons: 15
Coding region: 159-5633 (1824 amino acids)
Biological process (GO): transcription by RNA polymerase II
Cellular component (GO): RNA polymerase II, core complex
Molecular function (GO): DNA binding
Source: RefSeq, a predicted model, not a curated record